GCGGGGAAUUUCGAGUGGCUGAGGAGCGCAGGAGACCAGUGGGUAGCGGACCCCCUCAGUUUCUUUAGAGGAGACCAUGGACUCUCUGGUCGAGCCCCGGUGGCCUCCGGCCCUGGCAGUCAUGAAGACAGUAGAUGAUUUGCUGCGGUGUGGAAUUUGCUUUGAAUAUUUCAACAUUGCAAUGAUGAUUCCUCAGUGUUCACAUAACUACUGUUCUCUUUGUAUAAGAAAAUUUCUGUCCUAUAAAACACAAUGUCCAACUUGUUGUGUGACAGUCACAGAGCCGGACCUGAAAAAUAACCGUGUUUUAGAUGAACUGGUAAAAAGCUUGAAUUUUGCACGGAAUCGUCUGUUGCAGUUUGCCUUAGAGUCACCACCCAUCUCUGCUGCUUCCUCCUCUUCAAAGAACCUGGCCACCAAAACAGACACUGCUGUAGCCUUCAGACAUUCAUUAAAACAAGGAAGCAAGUUAAUGGAGAAUUUCUUGAUCAGAGAAAGUGGUGGUUCUGCCUCAGAGUUGUUGAUAAAAGAGAAUGAAAGCAAAUUAAGCCCUCAGAAAAAGCCGAGCUCUCCUGCGAAGACCAGAGGGACUCCUUCUGCAGAAAAGUCAGCUCCAGGUUCCUCAGAGGACAGUGUUCCUGAGACACCCUCUACAUCAGCCUUGAAACAGGCUACUAAAGUGGAUUGUCCUGUUUGUGGGGUUAAAAUUCCAGAAAAUCAUAUUAAUAAGCACUUGGACAGCUGUUUAUCACGUGAAGAGAAGAAAGAAAGCCUCAGAAGUUCUGUUCACAAAAGGAAGCCGCUGCCUAAAACUGUAUAUAACUUGCUCUCAGAUCGAGAUUUAAAGAAAAAGCUAAAACAGCUUGGAUUAUCUGUUCAAGGAAAUAAACAGCAGCUCAUUAAAAGGCACCAAGAAUUUGUACACAUGUACAAUGCCCAGUGUGAUGCUUUGCAUCCUAAAUCAGCUGCUGAAAUAGUUCAAGAAAUUGAAAAUAUGGAGAAGACUCGGAUGCGUUUUGAAGCUAGUAAACUCAAUGAAACUGUAAUGGUUUUUACAAAGGACCAAACAGAAAAGGAAAUAGAUGAAAUUCACAGUAAAUAUCGUAAAAAACAUCAGGAUGAAUUUCAUCUUCUGGUGGAUCAAGCCAAAAAAGGAUACAGAAAGACUGUUGGAAUGUCCAAAAGAAAAGCAACAAAAGGAGAGGAUGAAUCUACAGAAAAACUAUCCUCUGUAUGUGUGGGACAGGAAGAUAAUAAAAUGAAACUAUCGGAUACACCCUCGGUAAAAACAAACCGCUUCCCUCAAUCAAAGCUGGACUCCCCAGGGAAACUAGAGUGUGACAGAGAAGAUGAUUCUUCCAGUUGUACUGAUAUUCAAGAGGAAACUCUUUCUUCAUCAGAAUCAGAUUCAUUCAAAAGUUCCAGUUCAGACAUCAUAAGAGAUCUUCUAGAAGAAGAAGAAGCCUGGGAAGCAUCACAUAAAAAUGAUCUUCAAGACACAGAAAUAAGUCCUGGACAGAAUCGUCGCACAAGGUCAGCUGAAAGUGCUGAGCUUGAGCCAAGAAAUAAGCGGAACAGAAAUUAG
Budorcas taxicolor (takin) is the source of this 1585-nucleotide messenger RNA. RefSeq names its product RAD18 E3 ubiquitin protein ligase (gene RAD18). The transcript has 13 exons. Bases 77 to 1585 code for a protein of 502 amino acids. Lineage: Eukaryota; Metazoa; Chordata; Mammalia; Artiodactyla; Bovidae. Gene Ontology annotation, molecular function: ubiquitin protein ligase activity; single-stranded DNA binding. Gene Ontology annotation, cellular component: nucleus; Rad6-Rad18 complex. The record is from RefSeq and is a predicted model, not a curated record. Gene Ontology annotation, biological process: protein monoubiquitination; DNA damage tolerance.